CACAGACAACUGCAGCACCUACAACUGCCGCUCCAACAACUGCUGCACCUACAACUGUAGCUCAGACGACUGCCUCACCUAUGACUGCCGCACCUACAACUGCAGCACUUACAACUGCAGCACCUACUACUGCAGCUCCAACUACUGCUGCACCUACAACUGCCACUCCAACAACUGCCACUCCAACGACUGCUGCACCUUCCACUGCCGCACCUACAACUGACGCUCCAACAACUGCUGCAACUACGACUGCCGCACCUACAACUGCCGCUCCAACACCCGUUGCAGCUACAACUGCAGCUCCAACGACUGCUGCACCGACAACAGCUGCUCCUACCACUGCCGCACCUACAACACUUGCACCUACAACAGCUGCACCUACAACUGCAGCACCUACUACUGCAACUCCUACAAGUGCCGCUCCAACAACUGCAGCACCUACAACUGCCGUUCCAACAACUGCUGCACCAACAACUGCUGCACCUACAACUGCAGCACCUACAACUGCGGCUCCAACAACAGCUACACCUACAACUGCCGCUCCUACAACUGCCACUCCAACAACUGCUGCACCUACUACUGUGGCUCCUACUACUGCAGCAGCUCAACCUCGUUAUAGCCUCUCAGUAGACAUGGCAGGAGAAACUUUUUCAGAGGACCUCAAUGACCGCAACAGCCCUGCCUUCAAAGCACUUGCAAAACGAGUUGUAGCUACAUGUUUUCAGAUAUACAGGCACAAAUUUCCGGACUUUGUUGACUGCAUUGUGACAAAGUUCAGUGCCCUCGGUACAUCACGAGCAGAAGGAGUUCAAGCCGAUUUUGAUGUUGUCUUCAAUCAGAACACUACAGAUCCCCCACCAAAUGUUGUCAUUGCUUCUACCCUCCAAGAAGCAGUGAGUAAUACCAACAACUCCUUCAACGUGAGCAUAAAUCCCAGCUCAGUCACCUUAGUAGCAGGCCCAGUUGCAACUCCAACUACAACGGCUGCACCUACCACUGCUGCAGCUACUACUGCCGCACUUACAACUACUGUCCCUACUACUGCUGCACCUACCACUGUCGCACCUUCAACUGCUGCACCUACCACUGUCGCAGCUACAACUGCUGCACCUACAACUGUAGCACUCAUGACCAAAAGGGUGACUUUCAGAUCUGUUCAAGGCAUAUUUACAAGCGACCUGCUGAAUCCAUCUUCUGCAGCUUAUAUGAAUCGAGCUGCAAUGAUAGUAAACCAGCUUACACCUAUUUUCCAAAGGGAAUUCGGUACCGGCUUUAAAUCCUUGAAAGUGGUGUCAUUCAGCAAUGGAUCCAUCUUCAACACUCUUGACUCUGUCUUUGAAAGCACAUCUGCUCCCAAUGACACUCAGAUUGCAAGUGCUUUGACCAGCGCUUCAGCCGUCACCACCUUUGACAUUGAAACCAGCUCCAUCACUGUGAAUGGCAUAUCUUCAAGUGGAGUAAGCCACAAGAUCAGUCUUGUCACGGCAUGCUGCCUGGUACUGUUGUCAUGGCUACUGUCUAGUCAGCAAUAACAUCAGUGCUGAUAUCUAUCUGAAUUGCCACCAGAACAUUACUGCCAUCACUGGUAUGAAAAAGGACUAUGUUGUCAGUAAAAAUCCAUGAUUCAUUAUUGUCUAAGUUUUGUAUAGCUUCAGAUGGAUUAACCAUCAAAUUGAACUUUCCACUGACCGGACAAAGUCAUGACAGUGGAUUAGGUAUGUCUGUCGAAUUCAACACACUUCUGUGUGGGAAUGUCCAGGAUCC
Epinephelus lanceolatus (giant grouper) is the source of this 1764-nucleotide messenger RNA. The record is from RefSeq and is a predicted model, not a curated record. NCBI's taxonomy places the organism in Eukaryota, Metazoa, Chordata, Actinopteri, Perciformes, Serranidae.